AUGUUGGAGCAUGGACGAGACAAGGUGGAGACAGAAGCAAUGGCGAAGGUGAAAGGUGUUGAAGCAUAUGAGACAAGAGAUGUGACAAGGUGGAGACAGAAAGUAGCAGAGUUAAAGCCAGAGGGCUCCAGCUUGCUUGAGGAGUGGAAUGAGUGUGCCGUUGAUGUGGGUGGCCAUGAGGGUCUGGAUGCCGCCGAGGAACUUUCCACCCACGAAGACGGCGGGGAGAGGCUGGUUCACUCCGGCGAGCUGGAAGAGCAGGGCGCGGAUGGCGGGGCCGGCGGCGUGGUGGUCGAGCUCCACCACCGUGGGGCCGACCCCGAGGCUGAAGAGCAGGCGUUUGGCCACCGUGGACAUGCAGCAAUCGGUGGAGCUGAACACCACGACGGCGUUGCACGACGUGAGGCGCAGCACCACUUCGUACGGGCCCAUCGGUGCCUCCAUUUCUUCCAUCCUCAUUCGUAG
Molecule: messenger RNA, 465 nt
Organism: Sphenostylis stenocarpa
Lineage: Eukaryota; Viridiplantae; Streptophyta; Magnoliopsida; Fabales; Fabaceae
Source: the annotation of a GenBank genome assembly